Messenger RNA from Hevea brasiliensis (rubber tree), 1970 nucleotides. RefSeq names its product ankyrin repeat-containing protein At5g02620-like. The transcript is spliced from 3 exons. The record is from RefSeq and is a predicted model, not a curated record. Gene Ontology annotation, cellular component: plasma membrane. Gene Ontology annotation, molecular function: protein phosphatase regulator activity; protein phosphatase 1 binding. Lineage: Eukaryota; Viridiplantae; Streptophyta; Magnoliopsida; Malpighiales; Euphorbiaceae. The coding region runs from base 100 to 1863 and encodes 587 amino acids.
CAAGUAAAGAGAAAACCAAAAAUCUCACUGCAAAAGCUUUUUCUUGCUCGCUAUUUUCCACUGCUCAACUUUGCUACCAACCUCAAGCUGGCUGCACAUAUGGCAGAUUCCCAACCUUUGCACGAAACCCAAUCAGUAUCUGAGACCAAUGAUCAGCCCAAACAAAAAGACAUCAUCACUUUCAUGGAUGCUGAAUGGUACAAUGCUGCGGCUGAAGGCCAAAUCGACAAAUUCAAGGAUUACACAGAGCCUCUGGAUCUUUUGCGUACCCCAAAGAAAAAUACAGUCCUACAUGUUUAUAUCACAGCAGUAGAAAAUGAAUCCAUUGAAUUUGUGGAACUACUUAUCAGCAAGUGUCCGUCUCUUCUAGUUGAGCCCAAUAUCAAAGGCGAAACUCCGCUGCAUAUUGCAGCAAGGUUUGGGCACAACAAUAUAGUCGAAUUUCUUAUUCGGAGCAUUAAGAAGGCCCAAUACGAAGAUCUUGAGAGAGGCGCAGAGGCGUCAACAAGUGAUAAGAUGCUGAAGAAGACAAUCCCAUAUGAAAACACAGCCUUACAUGAGGCUGUUAGAAAUAACCAUCCUCAAGUGGUGGAAACAUUGUUAAGAGCAAAUCCAGAAUUUGCGGACAUAGCUAAUGCCGCUGGAGAAAACCCGCUUUACCUUGCAGCGGUGAGAGAGUACAAAGAAAUUGCUUCUAAGAUAUUGGAGAUAUGUCCCUCUCCCGCAUACAUCGGUCCCAAUGGUAGAACAGCUUUGCACGAAGCUGUGAUAAGUCCAGAUGCAGAUCUGACAGGAAAACUACUGAAACAAAAGAGCAAUUUGGCCAAAGAACAAGACAACGAAGGAUGGACUCCGCUUCAUUAUGCUUCCUAUGCCAAUCAUCUUUCAAUUGUGGAUAUGUUACUAGAGCAUGAUAAAUCUGCUGCCUAUAUUGGCGACAAAGAUGGAAAGACACCUCUUCAUGUAGCGCUUCUUAACGAAGCAAACAAUUUAGAGGUGGUGAAAAAAAUUAUGUCAGACUGCCCAGAUUGUUGCGACCUGGUUGACAAUAGAGGCCGAAAUGUUCUCCAUUUUGCUGUGGAAAGCGGGAGUUUUGAAGGAGUGAAAACUAUUACUGAAAAACCUUUCCUCGCUAACCUAAUUAAUCAGGAAGAUGAAGAUGGGAACACUCCGGUCCAUCUACUUGCUACUCAUGGUUUAGAUGCUAGUUCUCUUAUACGACACCGCGUCGUUGAUAAAAUGACUGUCAACAAAGCAAAUUUAACAGCUCUGGACAUGGUGAUGGCAACAAAGGAUAAAAGCUAUGCGCUAUUUCUGGGAUCUACAGUAAAACACCUAAAGAAGGCUGGAUAUAAACGAGGUCGGCAUUCAAUCGGGCAGGCAACGGCUGAUAAGACACCAAUAAUCGACAAUGAGUUAAUGUCUUCCCUCCAGAAAGCGAGUGAAUCCCAUCAGAUAGUGGCCGCCCUCAUUGCAACAGUAACUUUUGCCGCAGGUUUCACCUUACCUGGUGGUUACAGUGAUGAAGAUGGCCUUGACGAAGGAACAGCAGUUUUAACUAGAAAAUCAGCCUUCAAAACGUUCCUUGUAACCGAUACCAUUGCCUUGGCCCUCUCCAUUUCUGUUGUGCUUAUCCACUUCAUUUUGGCAGUGCAACCAACCAAUAGAAAGUUCUAUUUUCUAUUCCUUUGGGCAUUUCUUUUCACUGUUCUUGCUAUGACUUUAAUGGCGGUGGCAUUCAUGGCAGGUGUGUAUGCAGUAAUGCCACAUUCCUCAUCAGGUCUUGGGACUACCAUUUGUGUUAUAGGAAGUUGUUUGGCCUUAUUGUGUUACUGGGUGCUCAAGGCUGCAUUGUGUGAUUGAAUAUAAUUGAUUUUAAUAUUUGAACUGUUUUACAAUUAAAGAAUGGUGUAUAAUUCGAAUAAAUUGUAAAAUAUUGAUGGAAAUUAAUGUUAUUAUAUUUUUAACAA